GUGUCCAUCAAAAAAUGGGUUCAGAUUCUCAGAUUCAGGUUCCAGUCAUCAAGUUCUCAGUGCAGGGCUCGGACUUGAAUCGAGGAAGUGAAGGGUGGCACAACUUGUGCAAGAGAGUUCGAGAGGCUUGUGAAAAUUAUGGGUGUUUCGAAGUAAUCUAUGACAAGAUCCCUAUAGACUUAAGAACGGAGGCUUUCUCGGCGGCGAGACAGCUUUUUGACCUUCCUUUGGAUGCCAAGCAGAAAGGUGUAAAUCCAACGAGACGUAACCUUGGCUACAUGGGACAGAGUUCUUUAGGUUCCUUGUACGAGGCCUUUGCAAUUGAAGAUGGCUCUAACUAUGAUUCCCUCAAAAGCUUCACGGAAGUAAUAUGGCCUGAUAUUGGUAAUGACCAAUUCUGCCAGGCAUUUAUUUCUAUGGUUAAGUUGCUGGACGAGCUAAACAAUAUACUAGAAUUGAUGAUUCUUGAUUCUUAUGGAUUGGGGGAUAAAAAAGAGUCAAUCGUGGAAUGCAAAACACUACUAAGGCUAAUGAAAUACAAAGCUCCCCCGUCUGGGGAAUCUAUGGCAGGACUCAGAGCUCAUACUGAUAAAGGAUUGUUUACAAUCCUAUGUGAAGAUCAAGUUUCGGGCCUUGAAGUUGAAAAGAAGGAUGGCCAAUGGUUUAAAUUGUCUCCAUCUCCUACCUCUUUCAUCUUUUUUGUUGGAGAUCUCCUAAAGGCGUGGAGUAAUUGCAGAAUGCAUGCUGUGAAUCAUAGGGUGAUGAUGACUGGAGAUAAAGAGCGUUAUUCUUUCGGAGUUUUUGCACUUCCCAUGGAUGCAAGCAAUAUCAAGGCAGCAAAAGAGCUUGUUGAUGAAGAACAUCCCCAAGUGCUCAAAGAGUUCCGUUACAAGGAUUAUCUCGAUUUCACCUAUUCGGAGAAGGCAAGGUCCAUGGACUAUCAUAUGCACAUGCUCGCAUUUGCAGGGAUCAUGUAGAACUUAACUUGUUGGCAAUGACAUGAUCAGUACUAGUAGUAUUUGGUUAAUACAAGCAUGCGUGUAAAUUAAUCAAGAUCUACUUUGGCAUAAUUAAUACAGUUGUGGUUGUUUCGACCCUUUCUAGUUC
Molecule: messenger RNA, 1107 nt
Organism: Juglans regia (Persian walnut)
Lineage: Eukaryota; Viridiplantae; Streptophyta; Magnoliopsida; Fagales; Juglandaceae
Product: probable 2-oxoglutarate-dependent dioxygenase AOP1
Exons: 3
Coding region: 15-977 (320 amino acids)
Molecular function (GO): dioxygenase activity
Source: RefSeq, a predicted model, not a curated record